UUGUAACUGUGAAGACGCAUGAUAUCGGAGACAUUUUCGCGAUGUAACGUAAUGACAUUAAGAGUUGUCAUAGAGCAUGCACUGCGCUACCUCGAGCUACGUUUCCCCGUUCGUUAACAGCGGGUGCCGUUUAAUGGAGAAGCACACUGGUCUCCCUUUCAUAGAAAAACUUGCAUCAUGCCAUACCAGAGCUGCUUCCUUAGUUGCUUAUUAAUACUGCUACAGACAUCAAGCUCCCAGCAAGUAGAGCAAAGCCAGCUGCUACUGGUGUCCUUUGAUGGCUUCCGCUGGGACUAUGUGAACCGAGUACCCACGCCCAAUUUUCGUGCCCUGAUGGAUGAAGGUGUGCAGGUGGAGAAAGUGGAGAACACCUACAUCACCAAGACCUACCCGAACCACUACACCUUAGUGACAGGAUUACACGCCGAAACCCAUGGCAUCAUUGCUAACGAAAUGUACGACCCCAUUCACAACAAGUCGUUUUCCAUGGAGGGACCUUCAGUGUACGAUGCAUGGUGGUGGGAGGAGGCCGUGCCGUUGUGGGUGACCAAUCAAAAGGCUGGCUGGAAGAGCGGAGCUGCCAUGUGGCCUGGAUCAGAUGUAGCAAUUGGUGGAACGUACCCAACACAUUACUUGAGUUAUAACGCGUCAACACCCUUUGAGACCAGAGUCGAGAAACUCAUCGACUGGUUCUCAGGGCCGAAGGCCAUCAAUUUUGGUGUCUUAUAUUGGGAGGAGCCAGACGAGAGCGGGCAUAACUUGGGGCCGGAGAGUUCACAAAUGGAUGCAGUCAUAGCAGACAUCGAUGAUAAGUUGGGAUUCCUCAGGGACAAGCUCAAAGCCGCUGACCUUUAUGAGAAAGUCAAUCUCAUUGUUACAAGUGAUCAUGGGAUGACUCAGUUAUCACAUGAUAAGAUUAUUGAGCUGGACACCUACGUCAGCCGAGAUCUUUACACAUGGAUAGACAAGAGUCCUGUAGUUGGUAUUUUGCCGAAAGAAGGCAAACUUGAAGAGGUCUACAGCUCGUUGAAGAACGCCAACCCUAACAUGGCUGUGUAUAAAAAGGAGGAGAUUCCAGAACAUUACCACUACAGACACAAUGCCAGGAUCAUGCCUCUGAUCAUAGAGGUCAAAGAGGGAUGGACGGUCAUGCAGAACAGAAAUGGAUCUCUUAUGUUGGGAAACCAUGGCUACAACAACAGCCUUCCCAGCAUGCAACCCGUGUUUGUCGCCCGCGGACCCGCUUUCCGCCGUGACUACACCAAGGCCUCCAUGAGCUCCGUCGACCUCUAUCCUCUCAUGUGCUGCAUUCUUGGUCUCAAGCCCUUGCCCAACAAUGGCUCUUUGUCAAGCGUGCAGGAUCUCUUAGUGGAGACGUCAACCCCAAAACCAGUGGUGCCGCUCAAGCCCAGAGAGACUUCCUACGCCUGGGCUGUGGGAUCCAUCUUCGGCACCUUACUCGUAAUCGGGUUUCUCUUUAUCUUUGUGCAGCAGGUGACAAAAAGGCAGCUACCGCCACUGCAUCUGUCCAAUAGUGAGAUAACACAACCCUUACUGUAGGCUCAAAGCUGCACGUUUCUCAUGUGAGCUUCUUAAAGUAUGCAGCACUGAAUUUUUCAUCCAGUGCCACGGAUCUCAUUUCAGCCUAAAAUAAUUCUGAUAAGCAGUCAGCAUGGUCGCUCGAAAUCCAAAGCGAUCAAUAUCCACGGUACCAUGCCAAAGCCAAAUAUACCAAAAGCAAUAUGGGGAACGAUGCUACAGUGGAAAAAGGUGGUGACACAAAAAUGAUACAAAUCAUAGCUGACCAAGCCAACAGUGCCCUCUUCUGGUGAAGCUGUCAGCGAUACC
Messenger RNA from Rhinichthys klamathensis goyatoka, 1848 nucleotides. It is a transcript of the gene enpp5, whose product is annotated as ectonucleotide pyrophosphatase/phosphodiesterase 5. The transcript is spliced from 4 exons. NCBI's taxonomy places the organism in Eukaryota, Metazoa, Chordata, Actinopteri, Cypriniformes, Leuciscidae. Bases 178 to 1560 code for a protein of 460 amino acids. The record is from RefSeq and is a predicted model, not a curated record.